Penaeus monodon (black tiger shrimp) is the source of this 1632-nucleotide messenger RNA. RefSeq names its product mitochondrial amidoxime-reducing component 1-like. The coding region runs from base 1 to 549 and encodes 182 amino acids. Gene Ontology annotation, molecular function: molybdenum ion binding; pyridoxal phosphate binding; catalytic activity. The record is from RefSeq and is a predicted model, not a curated record. The transcript has 4 exons. Lineage: Eukaryota; Metazoa; Arthropoda; Malacostraca; Decapoda; Penaeidae.
AUGGCGUGGCUCUCGAAUUCUUAUAGGCGAAGGUUCGAUCUUACGGCCGGCACCGCCAGGAAGCCGGACUACUUUGAGUUCCCGCAGUUCAAGCCGUCGGACAGGAUCUUGUAUGCCGACACGAGCUCGUUCAUGGUGGCGUCCCAGUCGUCGCUGGACGACCUGAACGGCCGCCUGGCGGAGCCCGUGUCCAUGGGGUGGUUCCGGCCCAACGUGGUGGUCCGCGGCGCCAGGCCCUUCGACGAGGACGACUGGGCCUUCCUCAAGAUCGGCGACGUCGUCCUCAGGAGGGUCAAACCCUGCGAGAGGUGCCUGCUGACCAUCGUGAACCCGGCCACCGGAGAGAGGCAUCCCCAGCAGGAGCCACUGACCACUCUCAGGACGUACCGCUGCCCCCGCGGCCCCGCGAGCCUGGCGAAGGCGUGGGCCCAGAAGCCGGUGUUCGGCCUCCAGUGCGGAACCGAGCAGGGCGGCGCCGUCAGGCUCGGAGACAAGGUCAUGGUGGUCAGGGCGUCCAGGCACCCCGAGUACAAGCUCAUGGACAUGUGAGCGGAGGCGAGGACGACGGAGGGCGGCCGGGCACCCGCACCCGGCGCGGACAUUUGAGCGGCGGCCGGCGGGGACGGGGGGGGGGGGGGCAAGAGGCAAGGCUAACUGUGUGAGGGGAAAUAUAUGAGAAUAAUAUAUUAUUAUUACUGUUAUCAGUAUUUCAAUUACUAUUAUCAUUAUUAUUUUGAUUAUCAUUAUCUUUAUGACUAUUAUUAUUAUUAUGAUCAUUAUCAUCAUUAUUACUAUUAUUACUGUCAUUAUUAUUAUCUUCAGUAUCAUUAUUAUCAUUAUUUUCAUUAUUAUCAUUACUAUAAUUAUUGUUCUUGUUAUUAUUAUUAUUAUUAUUAUUAUUAUUAUUAUUAUUAUUAUUAUUAUUAUUAUUAUUAUUAUUAUUAUUAUUAUUAUUAUCAUCAUCAUCAUCAUUAGUAGUACUAGUAUCGUUAUUAUCAUUACUGUUAUUACUAUGAUCAUUACUGAUACUAUUAUUGUUAUUAUAAUAAUUAUUGCUGUUGUUAUUGUUAAUAUAACGUCUAUCACUGUCAUCACCAUUGGAUUUAUUAUUACUAUUAUUCCAGUUUGGUGUGUUGUAUACUCUUCUGUUUUAUAUUAUCACUAUAAUUACCGUUAUUGUUUUUUGUCAUGACUAUCACAGUAUGAAUGGCGUUUCGACAGCUGAUGGUUUCAUCGCUUUGGUGAUAUACUGUGAGGUGAAACAAAUGUCAGAAUAUUAGUGAAUAAUCUGUGUAAUAAGGCAGUAAAGUACUACCCGGGUAUCAUUCCUUUCACUUAACAUAAAUGGGCAAAUUUUAUCUUCAAAAAGGUUAUGAUAGGGUCAUUUGCAUGUUACAUUUGUUAUUCAUUAAUUUGCUACUAGUAAGUACAUAUGGUUCUUAGAAAGUGUGUAAAUAGAGACCUUUUGCGUAUCUUUAUAUUUACUGCUCCACUAUGGUUUCUGCAAAGGUUAUGAGACAACACUGGGGUUAUUCAUUUUAUUCGUAUUUAUUUCUAUUCAGUACACAUAACCUGCCCGCAGGAAGCGUAUACAAAACACGUAUAAAAAUAACAAGUGCACAAAACAACGAA